AUGUGUGGAAAUUGUGGAAAAUCAAGUUUUGCCUCUGGAGUCAAAGUCGAUCCAUCGUGCAAGAAUGCCUACGAUCUCCUUCACAACAAGCAUCAACACAGCUACAUCAUUUUCAAGAUUGACAAGAAUGAUACCGCUAUCGUUGUCGAGAAAGUCGGAGAGAAGAGUGCUCCAUACUCUGAAUUCGUCGAGGAGAUGAAGAAGCUUGUCGAGGACGGAAAGGAGUGCAGAUACGCUGCCGUCGACGUCGAAGUGACUGUUCAAAGACAAGGAGCUGAAGGAGCAAGCACGCUCAACAAGGUCAUCUUCGUUCAAUACUGCCCAGACAAUGCUCCAGUCCGUAGACGUAUGCUCUACGCUUCGUCUGUCCGUGCUCUCAAGGCUUCUCUCGGUCUCGAAUCUCUCUUCCAAGUCCAAGCAUCUGAGAUGUCGGAUCUUGAUGAGAAGAGUGUCAAGAGCGAUUUGAUGUCCAACCAAAGAAUCUAA
Messenger RNA from Caenorhabditis remanei, 486 nucleotides. RefSeq lists its product as uncharacterized. Gene Ontology annotation, molecular function: actin filament binding. NCBI's taxonomy places the organism in Eukaryota, Metazoa, Nematoda, Chromadorea, Rhabditida, Rhabditidae. Gene Ontology annotation, biological process: actin filament depolymerization. The coding region runs from base 1 to 486 and encodes 161 amino acids. Gene Ontology annotation, cellular component: actin cytoskeleton; cytoplasm. The transcript has 5 exons. The record is from RefSeq and is a predicted model, not a curated record.